This is a messenger RNA of Bactrocera latifrons, 2861 nucleotides long. RefSeq names its product pyruvate dehydrogenase (acetyl-transferring) kinase, mitochondrial (gene Pdk). The record is from RefSeq and is a predicted model, not a curated record. Lineage: Eukaryota; Metazoa; Arthropoda; Insecta; Diptera; Tephritidae. Gene Ontology annotation, biological process: protein phosphorylation; regulation of glucose metabolic process. Gene Ontology annotation, cellular component: mitochondrion. The transcript has 7 exons. Bases 1491 to 2732 code for a protein of 413 amino acids. Gene Ontology annotation, molecular function: pyruvate dehydrogenase (acetyl-transferring) kinase activity.
UCUUAUUGGGGAUAUCAUUAUGUGAAACAAAUGGUUAAUUAUCGAUGUCUGCGCCCAACAAAGGAAAUAAAUAUGUGUACAUCAAAACAGAAGUAUUGGCUGUGUUAGUGAGCCCCUUUUGGAGCGAAAAAUAAAAUGCGAGCGCUGAAACUAACAAAUCAGGCGAAGCUCUUAAACACGUACGUAUAUUAAGCGCUAUGUGCAACGGAAAAGCUAGACGGGACACAUCAAUCCAGAAUUGCGAAAAAAGUACAGAGCGGACCGACAAUUCAGUCAGUUAGAACUCAGCAGAGCAGUGCAACAGUACGGUGAACAUCUCGGCAAGAGUAGAACAAUUUCUAAAAAAAAAUAUCUAAAGGAAAUUACUACACUUAAAUUUUAAACGUGCUUACUUUUUUUUACAUUUUUGCAAACAAAUCUGCGUGAUAAACCGAUUUUUAACAUAUAGUACAUUUCAUUAAAUAAUGAAAGUGAAUAAGCAUCAUAAGUGAAGUUUUGACAUACACACCCUCCAUUUAUGUAGGGGUGCUUUGGAAUAGAAAGGAUACUGGCCUAUCGAAGGUGAAGAGGCAGAAACGCAACGUCAUCACCCUUUUGACACCGAAUACGACAUUUUCGGCUGCAUUGUGUUUAUAACCGCCAGACUAUAUAUGCGCUUAUUUUAUAUUGUUAUUUAGUACAAAGAUUUACUGCGACAAGGUGACAAAAAGGAGUUCAAUAUCGGGCUUUGCAACCACAGAUUAGAUUACAAAUGGCAAUAGGAAAUAUUGCCAACAUUAAAUAAAACGGAACUUUAAAAUAUACUAGACUGUAAGGACAAAGCGUGUUAAGAACGAAAUUAAAAACGCAGAGCGGAGAUUUACGAAUACAUAUGUAUAUGCGUUCACCAUUGAAUGUUAUUAUGCUGCAAAGGACACGUAGGCACAACUGAAGGUAGAGCAAGCAAAAAUGCCUACCCAACUUCAUCAUUAGUAUACCGCGAUAUGCAGAGGUGAAAAGGACAUAUGCCAGAAAUUAUACUACAUAUAUCAACGCUCAUAAUACACACAGUGGUUGAGCGACUAAAAAAAACAAUAAUAUUAAACUUCAGACUUUCUAAUUAUUUAUUAAAAAUUUAAUUUACGUCAGCAAAGUGUUCUGAAGAUCAUCCCACACAUAAUAUACAUACAGUUUUAAUAAAACUAAUAAAGUUUGAGUGUUGCGCGUGAGAAUUCUGAGCUAAAGAAAAAACUGUUUAUUUAAAAAUAUAUAAAACAAAUAAGCGUAACAAAUAACUGGCAUUCAGAAGACUACUAUAGGUGCAGCAAAUAAUACGAAUGUUAGCUUAUUUUCCCUAUAAGAAAAAUAUGUAUUUAUUAUAGUUUGAAACCAAAGUUAACAGUCUCAUCGAAAAUCGUGCACAAAUUCUCGCAUAGAGUUAAAAAAGGAGCUACAAGUAAAACGAUUCCUUACAACAUCCACUAAAGAGAAGACAGCAACAACAUUUCAAGAUGCGGUUAUUUCCGGUGCGUUUAUCGAACAUUACAAAAAUGCUCGAUAUAUACUCGCAGUUCAAUCCAUCACCUUUGUCUAUAAAACAAUUUAUGGACUUCGGUCAAAAUGCAUGCGAGAAGAAAUCCUAUAUAUUCCUGCGUAAAGAGCUGCCCGUGCGUCUGGCGAAUAUCAUGAAGGAGAUCGCGUUGCUGCCGGAUCAUUUGCUUAACACCCAAUCAGUGAGCCAGGUGAGCUCAUGGUACGUGCAAAGCUUCGAGGAGGUGCUGGAGUUUGAAAAGGCAGAACCGACGCAUAGUAACUUGGAGAAGUUUUGCAACACUUUGGUGCACAUACGCAAUAGGCACAGUGAUGUGGUGCAAACAAUGGCUCAAGGCGUCAUCGAAAUGAAGGAGCAUCAGGGCGGCCCCGUUGAUUGCGGCAUGGAAUCGUCGAUACAAUACUUUCUUGAUCGUUUAUACAUGUCACGCAUUAGCAUACGAAUGCUAAUCAAUCAGCACACUAUACUAUUUGGCCAGUUCCCCAACGAGCAGGGUCGUCAUAUUGGCUGCUUGGAUCCGGCCUGUCAGAUCUCAUCGGUGGUAAGAGAUGCUUAUGAAAACGCACGCUUUCUCUGCGAUCAAUACUAUCUGAUCAGUCCGGAACUGGAAAUCACUGAGCAUAAUCCACACGACAAAGCAAAUAAUCCCAUACGCACUGUUUAUGUGCCCUCGCAUUUAUACCACAUGCUUUUCGAGCUGUUUAAGAAUUCCAUGCGUGCUGUUGUGGAAAAUAACGAUCAAGAUAAAUGUGAAAAGCUGCCACCCAUUAAGGUGCUCAUAGCGGAGGGCAAAGAGGAUAUAUGUGUGAAGAUCUCAGACCAAGGUGGCGGCAUUCCACGUUCACAAACCGAUCAGUUGUUCAAAUACAUGUACAGCACUGCGCCACAGCCAUCAAAAUCCGACCUACAUACAGUGCCAUUAGCAGGAUAUGGCUAUGGCCUGCCCAUUUCGCGCUUAUAUGCACGAUAUUUCCAUGGUGAUAUUGUGUUGUUGUCAUGCGAAGGAUAUGGCACCGAUGCGAUUAUUUAUAUGAAGGCACUAUCAGACGAGGCUAACGAGCUCCUGCCCAUUUUCAACAAGACGAGCUCGAAAUUUUAUCGUGCCACCGUGCCCACUGGCGAUUGGUCUAACCAGAGCUCUGACAUGAAUGCAAGGCAAUUGAAUGCCUCGGCACCGAAGCGCUACAAUGACAUGUUAUAGACCGAACCUACGCGGGACUCGGCAGUUGAGCAAAGAAAGCUAAGGGUAGCAGUUGCAGAACCAGCAAAUCUCUUGAUAUCACAAGCUCAGGAUCAUUUGUUGAACGAUAAGGAAUGAAGAGCAAUGGAA